Brassica napus (rape) is the source of this 1266-nucleotide messenger RNA. RefSeq names its product protein BIG GRAIN 1-like D. Lineage: Eukaryota; Viridiplantae; Streptophyta; Magnoliopsida; Brassicales; Brassicaceae. The record is from RefSeq and is a predicted model, not a curated record. The transcript has a single exon. Gene Ontology annotation, biological process: auxin-activated signaling pathway. Bases 113 to 1096 code for a protein of 327 amino acids.
ACGCGCCGAGAUCGCCAGUUAUAUAUAACAUCCGACAAAGAAGAAGAAAAACACCAAAACAGUUAAGACGUUAACUCUUUCUUCUUUUGUCUCUUCUUCUUCAGAACAAAACAUGCAUAGAUCCAAACCUCAAUCCAGAAACCCGUCAUUCUCCUCCACUCUCCUCGAUGAAAUCUACAAUUCCAUCGAUCCCAAAACCAAAAAGACUCAACCUUUUGUCGGCUCUGUUAAGAAACAGAGCAUCAGCGUAACCAGAUCAGUUCCUGACCGGAAACUCCACCAAGAUCGGUUCUUUGGCUCUGUCUCCUCUUCCUCUGAUUCCAACUCCAGUAUCUUCUCAUCUUCCGACACCGAACUAAGUCACGGUACUAAGAAGAUAACUUCUUCAAGGCCGUUAUGUUUCGGCCCAUCUAAGACAAAACAGAGUAAAACAGAGGAUAAAGCUCUGUUUCACCAAAACAGAGCAACCCGAGUGUUUCACGACUACGAUUACGCCUCAAGUAAUCAAAAGAAGCUCAAAACUCCAUCUUCACCUGGAGUAAGAAUCGUUAACUUCAUCAAUGCCUUGUUCAGCAAGCAACCAACGGCGGUUAAGAGUUAUCCGAGGAACACGAGCUACGACGACUCUGCAUUCUCUAGAAAACGAACUGAUUAUUACUAUCUAUCUACGACGUGUUCUUCAGCUUCUUCCUUCUCCAGGUCUUGUCUGAACAAACGCUCCGAGAAAUCAUCUGGCCGUACCAAGCCAAGGGUUAGAUUCUCUCCGGUCAAUGUGAUCGUCCCUGAGAUUGAAGAAGAAGACUAUCUCAGCAGCGGCUAUGUUAGAAAGUCGGUGAAGAAGAAUGUGGAAGAUGGAGGGAGGAGAUCAGUGGAGGAGAUUGCGAGAGAGUUCUUGAGAGAUUACCACAAGAAACAUGAAAACAGUUUGGUCAAGAAUAAUAAUGAUCUCGAGGAUUAUGAAGAUGAGGAUGAUGAUGUUGCAAGUGAUUCGAGUUCGGAUUUGUUUGAGCUGGACUUAGUUGGAACUCAUCAUCAUAAUCUGUAUGAAGACGAACUUCCUGUGUAUGAAACCACUUUUGCUGGUUUGAUAUUGUGAAGCUUUUGUUACUUUUUCUUUAGGUUUUUCGAUUUUAUUUUAAAGUUUUCUUGCAUCAUGGUGAUUCUUUCUCCACAUCUGUGUUUGGUUUUUGUAACUAUAUGUCGUGUUAUAAAUUUUGUGCUUGUAAAAGUAUGAUCGGAUCAUAUCGCUCAUAGCUUCAUUUUACC